Molecule: messenger RNA, 2052 nt
Organism: Anthonomus grandis grandis
Lineage: Eukaryota; Metazoa; Arthropoda; Insecta; Coleoptera; Curculionidae
Gene: Hrb27C
Product: heterogeneous nuclear ribonucleoprotein 27C
Exons: 10
Coding region: 71-1603 (510 amino acids)
Molecular function (GO): RNA binding
Source: RefSeq, a predicted model, not a curated record
CGGAAGUCGUCGAGCUGCCAUUGCAGCAGCAGUCGAGCGAGCCAAGUUCCGUUCGUUUUUCGCGUGUUGUAUGUGGUUAGUGCGUGAAAUUUUCGCUUAUUUUUCAAUUGAACGGGAGGCCCCGAAUAGCAUGCGAAUGUUGAGGCUCAAGCAAGAAAUCAUGGACGACGACGAAAAGGGAAAAUUGUUUGUUGGAGGUCUCUCAUGGGAGACUACCCAGGACAACCUCCAGAGGUACUUCUCGAGGUAUGGGGAGGUGAUCGAUUGCGUUGUUAUGAAAAAUGCCGAAUCCGGCAGGUCCAGAGGUUUCGGCUUUGUCACUUUCGCCGAACCCGCCAACGUUAAUGUUGUUUUACAAAAUGGGCCGCAUACACUUGAUGGAAGGACAAUUGACCCAAAACCCUGCAAUCCCAGGACCUUGCAGAAACCAAAAAAAGGCGGUGGAUAUCCCAAAGUAUUCUUGGGAGGUUUGCCCUCCAAUGUUACUGAAACCGACCUGAGGAGUUUCUUCACAAGAUUUGGCAAGGUCAUGGAGGUAGUCAUCAUGUAUGACCAGGAAAAAAAGAAGUCCAGAGGUUUUGGAUUUUUGUCUUUUGAAGACGAUGAAGCAGUAGACAGGUGCGUUGCUGAACACUUUGUAAAUCUGAAUGGCAAGCAGGUUGAAAUCAAGAAAGCUGAACCCAGAGAUGGAUCUGGCGGCAACAAGAUGGGAGGAAACGACGGAUCCUCGGCAUGGGGUCCACCUCAGGCGCCCAUGGGCAUGAUGCAAGGCCCUAAUGGUCAAAUGGGCGGGCCACCCAUGAACAUGGGCGCUCCGAUGGGGCCUAACAUGAACCAAGGAUAUUUGGGUUGGGGAACUUCCCCGCAACAGCAAUACAAUGCGGGAUACGGUACACCGUCCGGUCCCGGAUCGUACCAGGGAUGGGGCGCACCUCCCGCCCCUCAAGGCCCUCCGCCCCAAUGGGGUAACAGCUACGGAGGACCGCCAACCCAACAGGGAUACGGAUCUUAUGGUAGCAGCGCAGCUUCUUGGAACAACUGGAAUAUGCCACAAAAUGGCGGAUCUACAGGGCCGUCUGGCUACAUGGCGACCACCGGUGACGUAUACUCACGCGCAGGUCAAUCCGCCGGUGCGACACCGUCAGGCCCACCGGGAACCGCUCCGACCGCCGGCUCAGCCUCUAAACCAGGAUCGGACUACGGACCGGCCUCGUACGGAUCCGCUUACGGUUCCUACUCGGAAUAUUCGGCUCGUUCUACCGCCCCGUACGGAGCCGCGGAUUCCACGGGGGGCUACUCCAGUCAGCCCCCCCAGGCCGCAGGCUCCCUGUCCUGCUAUGUGAUUCCCUCAGAGUUGCCUACUUUACCUAUUCCAACCGCUCCCGUGGAAACCAACUCCCUGAUGUCCACUCCAAGAUCAUCCUUACAGACUACCGCCCCUGUUUACUGUCCCACCCCCACAGGUGGUAAUAAAGUUAAGGGACUGACGACUUCACCAGGUUAUGCUCAAAGUGCUGCCGCUGGUGAUUGCUACUCAGGCGGGCCCCAGAGGAAUUCUUAUGGUACUCCCAACUCUCAGGCUUAUCAUCCCUAUCGUCGAUAAGUUGCUUUUUUUGUAUUAGAUUAUAGUAUUCACGUAUAUUGGAAAGGGGUAAAGAUUAUCACAAAGAAGUUCCAUUAUUAUAGAUAUUUAUCUAGCAUAAGAAGUGACGAGCCUAUUAAGUUUUAGUGGUAGGUAGUCUAAGGACCCAGUAAAUUAGUUAAUUUGCGACAAGCUGUUAUUUUUAAUUUGUUAAACUUUAAAUUACUGUAUAGAGACUUAGAUAUGCCAAUCUUUACCCCUUCUAACUUUAGUUUAAAUUUAAGUACCUAUGUUUGGUAAAAUAUUAAGCUGGACCAUGAUUUAGGAUAAUUAUCCGUAGACUUUUUUUCCAUUUUAAUAUUAUUUGUUUAUUUUGUUUGUAUUCUACAUAUAGGGCUGAGUUAGAUGAUUAACUCAAAAACGAAACUAUAUGACGUAAGGUGACAAAAUACAGUUAAUUUUUUUUACAA